AAUCAACGGUAAAAAGCAGGAGGCGCGUCAGAGAACGUCUUUGUGGAAGUCGAAGGACGUCGAGCUGCACGUAAUUUAGUAACGACUUACAAUUUAAAUAAUUUACCAGAAAAAAAGAAGGAACAGUCAACCAAGAAAGAGAAGAAGAUACGUUUUUAAGAAGCUGCCGGAAAAAGUUAUUUUUACGUAGAGCUCAUUUUAUAAAACCAAGGGAAGCAAGAUGUCUCGCAGAAAAAGCCGCAGUGGAAGCCCCUCUCACCACACCACCAACAGCAAUGACCCUCGGGACCUGGAGCGCAGGAUUUUUGUUGGGAAUUUGCCGACAAACCUCAUGGAACGCAAGGACCUGCAGGAACUGUUCAUGAAGUACGGCAAAAUCAAUGCGCUUUCCAUGUUCCGUGGGUAUGGAUUUGUGCAGUUUGAGAGAAUCGACGAGGCGGAGUCGGCAAAGGCAGGGGAAAAUGGUCGCAUUUAUAAAGGGUAUAAAUUAGAUAUUAAUAUGGCAGCGGAGCGAAGACAACAUAAAGCUCAGUCCCGCCAGAGCCCCCCACGAAGAGAGCUGUAUACCGGCUAUGGGGAUGAGAGGGAGGUGCAGCCCCGCUCGCGUUCCCCGGUUCGAGGCAGGGAGCCCCGGGACCACAGAGAUACACGAGAGCCACGGGAUCGUGAGCCUCGCAGCACCCACUCCAGGGAGCAUGACCCCCGGGACCCCCACUUCGAUCGGUACCGUGCAGAUGGCAGGGAAAAGGAGGCCAGGGUGGACCCCCGUGAUCCAGCCCUCAGAGAUGAAGCUUACGAGCGGUACUAUAGAAUGGAUGAGUAUUACCGUAGGAAGGAAGAGCCCUUUAUGGAUCGCAGCAGGGACCCUUGGAAUGGCAGGAGGGAGCCUGAAGCGGAACCUGUGAGGCCGGACAAUCGGCGACGUGACGAGCUCUACCGGCAGUACUACGAGGAGCUGCAGAGGCGCUACGACGCGGAGCGAGCCGUCGACUGCUCCGUCAUCGUGGUGAACAAGCAGCAGAAUAGGGAGUAUGCGGAGACGGUGGGUCGCCAGGUGCGUGACCUGGGCAUGGUUGUGGAUCUGAUCUUCCUCAACACGGAGGUGUCCCUGACUCAGGCGCUGGAGGAUGUAGGCAGAGCUAGCACCCCCUUUGCCAUCAUCAUCACUCAGCAGCACCAAGUGCAUCGCUCCUGCACAGUCAACAUCCUCUAUGGGACGCCCCAGGAGCACCGCAACAUGCCGAUACAGGAUGCUAUGGUGCUGGUGGCGCACAACUACGACCUCUUCAAAGUGGAGAACCGUGACAAAGAGCGGGAGGAGAUUGCCAGGAAGGCUGCCAAGAUGGCAGAUGAGGUGCUAAUGCGGGAACAUGAGAGAGAAGGUCAUCCCAUCUCACUCCAGCCUGUCAUCACACUGCUCUCUGAGGGCAGGUAUCUUACCUUGGAUGAGAUGGACCGCCUCAUCUCCUAUCUCAGGGACAAGAGGGAGAGGCUUUUCCGAACGAGCAGCGACCCUCAUUCAGCAUCUCGUGCUCCGGCCUCAGCCUCUGGAGUGGGAGCCCUUGAGCCGCCCCCUCCGUCCUCUCAAAGCAUGUCCACCGCAUCCCACCUGCCUCCCCCUCAGACUUCCAACCCCCAGAACACUGCCAACCACCAGCAGGAGCUGCAGGCCAAGAUCCUCAGCCUGUUCAACAGCGGGGCUCCCCCUCCUGGGGUCCCCCCACCCUCAACGCAGGGCUACGGCUCCUCCAUGAGCAGUCAGAACCCUGGGGUCUCCCAGGGUGUCCCCCCACCCUCCAUGUCCAAGAUGCCCACCUCUGCAUCCCAGGUCCCCAGCAUGAUGCAGGCCAUGAACCCCCGGGCAGCCUUGAGACCCCCAGUCAUGCCCCCGGGGGUCCCCCCUCCAUAUGGCCCUCCCCCUGGCCGGAUGUCUGGCCCGUCGGGCGGUGCAGGGGUGCAGCGGUCAAGCACUGGUGGCUCGGGGAUCAAUUUUGACAACCCCAGUGUGCAGAAGGCACUGGACACCCUGAUUCAGAGCGGCCCUUCCAUCAACCACCUUGUCAGUCCAGGAAGCCAGCAGGGUCCCAGGCCUGGGCAGGGCAUGGGGCAGGGCAUGGGGCAGGCUCCUACCAUGGGGCAUUACCCUCGCCACUACUAACAUCCCAAAGAGCGGUGCAACCUACUCGUUCCACAGAGACCCCUUUUAAUGGACUGCGGCUGCAUUCUGCCCAGUCCUUUCAGUUUGAGUUUUUUGGACAUUUUGUCUUUUUUUUUUCUUUUGCAGAAGCAAGAGCAGCUACAAGGUGUCUGAAGAUUGUAUUUAAAUUGAAGCAGAGAGUAGGGGUGCCUACGAAGGCUACACUGUAAAUAUUUAUUUCUUGGACGUUUUAGUUUUUUAUAUCAAGCGUUUAGGCACCUUUUCAACUAUAGAACUUAAAUGAUAGCGACAGUCCUGAAAGUGGUGUUUUUAAUUAAUUGUCUUGACUUUUUUUUAUUGCAGUACUGUACAGUAGUAUUUACAAAACUUAAAGUUGCAGUUGAUUUGAGUGUUUGUACUUUAAAUACUGUAAUCUUUCUUUUAAGUAAGAUGAUAAUCAUUUUAUACAGUACCCUACUUGGAUUCUGAUGUAAACCUUGGGCUGUGAAUAGCAUUGUUGCUGAUAUUCAGAUUAAAAUAAUACAACAAA
Acipenser ruthenus (sterlet) is the source of this 2687-nucleotide messenger RNA. Its product is annotated as nuclear receptor coactivator 5-like. The record is from RefSeq and is a predicted model, not a curated record. Gene Ontology annotation, biological process: regulation of signal transduction. Lineage: Eukaryota; Metazoa; Chordata; Actinopteri; Acipenseriformes; Acipenseridae. The transcript is spliced from 11 exons. Gene Ontology annotation, molecular function: RNA binding. Gene Ontology annotation, cellular component: nucleoplasm. The coding region runs from base 221 to 2158 and encodes 645 amino acids.